Cuscuta campestris is the source of this 1585-nucleotide messenger RNA. The record is from the annotation of a GenBank genome assembly. NCBI's taxonomy places the organism in Eukaryota, Viridiplantae, Streptophyta, Magnoliopsida, Solanales, Convolvulaceae.
GUUUAGGAGAAGGGUAAUCCACCACGAGGCCUCCAUUAUUUGAUGGAACAAAUUACACAUAUUGGAAGGAGCGAAUGAGAAUUUUCAUCCAAUCCAACAACUUUCUCCUAUGGAGAAUUAUCAAGAAUGGGGAAGUAGUAACCAUGAAGAAAGUUGGGGAAACCACCAUUCCCAAAACCGAAGAUGAAUACGAUGCGCAGGAUAUCAAGAAAAUAGAAAACAACGCCAAGGCUAUCAACAUUCUUUAUUGUAAAGUAAACCCGGAUGACUACCGGAAGAUCUCUUGUUGUUACACCGCCAAGGAAAUGUGGGACAAGCUAGAAAUCACACAUGAAGGUACGGAUCAAGUCCGAGAAGCUAAGAUAGAUUUUCUAACCCAUGAGUAUGAACUGUUUCAUAUGAAGGAGAACGAGAAAAUCGACGAUAUGUUUGAACGAUUUUCAAAAAUCGUAAACGAUCUUCAUGCUCUCAAGAAGACAUAUACGGACAAGGAGCUUGUAAGAAAAAUCCUGCGGAGUCUCACACCGGAAUGGCGCUCCAAAGCCGAUGCUAUCCAAGAAUCCAUCGGCAUCACCAGUGUCACCAUUGACGGACUUAGAGGUAACCUCAAAACCUAUGAGUCUACCAUUCUUGACCCCUCUUUAGGUGAACAAAAGAAGAAUGGGAUUGCACUCAAGGCGUCCACAAGUCAAGAACGGGAUGUGGAGGACUCGAGUGACAAAGACGAGUUCGGGAUCGUGCUCAAGAAAUUCCAUAAGUUCAUGAGCCAAGAGUAUGAACAGAAAGGAAAGAAGCAAGGAAGUCCACCCAAAUGCUAUGGGUGUGGAGAAGUUGGGCAUAUAAAACCAAAAUGUCCAACCGCCACGAACAAGAAUAAAAUGUUCAAGAAGCACCGAGCCUACAUCUCAUCGGGAGGUGAUUCCGGCGACGAAUCAUCAGAAGGCGAAGAAAACGAAAGUGCCAACCUUUGCCUCAUGGCACACGAGGAACCACCGGAAGAGAUAAAGGGGACAAAGUAUUGGGAGAUUGAUGAAUCCUCUUUCCACUCGGGCACCGACGAGACUCCGUUUCGACAACCUCGUCCACGCCGCCAACCAAGAGCCACUGCCUUAACCGCCACCACUUCGACCAAUCCUUCUCUCGCCGAGCAAAUGGCAGCCUUGACCACCACUCUCUCUCGGAUUGACACCAACGUCUCCAAAACGGCACACAACGUCAAUACCUUGAGCCGUGAACUUCACGGGUAUUUUGACUUUGUCAAUUACCCGUACGCUCAAUUGGUCCCUUACGUUCCUCCACCGAAUUUUGGAGGUGAACAGAGUGGGACUCAAAACAUUGGUAGGGAUGACGAGGUGGACGAUGAGGAAGAGGAAGAAGAAGAGGAAGAAGAAGCCGAAGAUGAUGAUGAAGAUGAAGACGAUGAAGAAGAAGACAUUGACGAAGACCAACUUCUCAAUGAUCUUUCACCGGACUUCUAGAGCUCUAGCUAUAUUCCCUUCUCUUCUUUCUUCUUUUUAUGCUUUUUAAAUUUGCUUCCGUCAUGUACUCUGCUAUUUCCCUUAAUUAAUAAAAAUCUUUAUGGUUU